Messenger RNA from Puntigrus tetrazona (Sumatra barb), 5207 nucleotides. It is a transcript of the gene atp10b, whose product is annotated as ATPase phospholipid transporting 10B. The record is from RefSeq and is a predicted model, not a curated record. Gene Ontology annotation, biological process: phospholipid translocation. Lineage: Eukaryota; Metazoa; Chordata; Actinopteri; Cypriniformes; Cyprinidae. Gene Ontology annotation, cellular component: plasma membrane. The coding region runs from base 254 to 4045 and encodes 1263 amino acids. Gene Ontology annotation, molecular function: ATP binding; magnesium ion binding; ATPase-coupled intramembrane lipid carrier activity. The transcript is spliced from 21 exons.
GCUCUGACAGCAUACCUUCACCUCAGACAGGUGUUUGUUCCACGGAGAGCGGUCAGAGGAGUUUAACAGGUGUAGACUCAACCCACUUCUUCUCUCUCUCUCUUUCUCUCUCUCUCUCUUUCUUUUUCUCUGUACUUCUUCUUUAGCCUCACUCGUACAGGUGAUGUGAGAGGCAUGCAGUGCAGCUUCUCAGAAGAGCCUCAGGAUUUCUGUUAAAGCUCAUGCAGGGGAGGUUCGCUUUAGCUGAGACGCCAUGACCUGGACAAACCCGCUGACCCUUCUCAGGCACGGCUGGACGAGGCACCGAGACGUAGACAGACCCGUCAGGACGGUGGUCUCUAACUUACCCUUCGAAGACCUGAAGAAACGAGAGCAGCCGAACCGACGGUACGAGGGCAACGCCAUCAGAACCAACAAAUACAGACUGUGGUCCUUCAUCCCCAUGAACCUAUUCGAGCAGUUCCACCGUAUGGCCAACGUUUACUUCGUGGGCCUGGCCAUCUUGAACUUCGUCCCGGUGGUGAACGCGUUCCAGCCCGAGGUGGCUCUCAUUCCCAUUUGUGUCAUCCUGGCACUGACCGCUGUGAAGGACGCUUGGGAAGACUUCCGGAGGUACCAGACGGACCAGAAGCUCAACAACAUGCCCUGCUUCAUAUUCAGCAGGAAGCAGAUGUGUUUCGUGGAGAGGCGGUGGAAGGAUGUCCGUGUGGGGGAUUUCGUGAGAGUGCUCUCUAACCAGAUCAUCCCGGCUGACAUCCUGCUCCUGCACACGUCUGACCCUAAUGGAGUGAGUCACAUAGAAACAGCCAAUCUGGACGGAGAGACCAACCUCAAACAGAGGAAGGUGGUGCCGGGCUUUUCUGCUCCGGGUGAAGCGUUUCAGCCUCAGGCGUUUGACAGCGCCGUAGUGUGUGAAAACCCCAACAACAACCUCAACCUGUUCAAAGGUUACCUGGAGAGGUCUGAUAAGACGAGGACGGGCUUCGGCAUCGAUAGUCUUCUGCUGCGCGGCUGCACGCUGAGAAAUACUGAUGAUGCAGCUGGAAUAGUGGUGUACGCAGGACACGAGACCAAAUCCAUGUUAAACAACAGCGGGCCCAGGUACAAGCGCAGCAAGAUCGAGAGGAAGAUGAACACGGAUGUCCUCUUCUGCGUGGUUCUUCUAUUUUUCAUGUGUCUCGUCGGAGCCCUGGGCCAUGCGAUCUGGUUGGAAACGUUUACCAGCAUGCCCUCGUACGUCGUCCCUGACACUAAUGGCAAUUACACUCCCUCGGUCCUAGCGGGAUUUUACAUGUUCUUCACCAUGAUCAUCUUACUGCAGGUGAUGAUCCCCGUCUCGCUGUACGUGUCCAUUGAGCUGGUGAAGAUAGGGCAGAUCUUCUUCAUCACUCACGACUUGGAGCUGUACGACGAGGAGCUGGACAGCCGGGUCCAGUGCCGUGCUUUGAACAUCACCGAGGACUUGGGACAGAUCCAGUACGUCUUCUCAGACAAGACAGGGACGCUAACAGAAAACAAGAUGGUGUUCAGGCGCUGCUCCGUCAUGGGGACCGAAUAUAGCCAUGAGGAGAACGCUGCUCGUUUGACGGUCGUCAGUGGAGCGAACGAAGAGGAGGAGGUCACUAUCUACCAACAGACAAAGCUUCCUCCGCUCUUCCCUCUGGAAGAAUUACAGGACAUCCACGCAGGGGACAAAAAUCGCGCCAACACUCAAGCAGCAGCUGCCAAUCGGCGCAGAUCAAAAGUGGCAGCAGGAGCCCAAAGUGACAUGGCCUUCAGCAGUCCUCUGGAAACGGUGGUGGUUCCAGACAGGAAGCUGAUGCAGGAGGCGGAGGGCGGCCGGGACGGGCCCUACCUGGACUUUUUCCUGGCUCUGGCCAUCUGCAACACGGUGCUGGUUUCCUCCUCGACGGCCCAAAGACAGAGGGUCAAAGGGCGGCGUAACUCCUCGUCCCCGGGAGGCUCCUUUCAUGAGAUGCAGCAGUGGUUUAGAAAGUCUUCCGUGGGGAGGCUUUUCACCUCCGUGAGACGAGGAGACGCUCUCUCGGAUCCGUUCUCCAUCGAUGAAGACCGGCCCGCCUCGGGACGCGAGGUUAAGAGCGCUCAGCGCGGGUCAGAGGAGCUGUGUUACGAGGCCCACAGCCCAGAUGAGGCCGCUCUCGUUCACGCCGCAAAGGCUUAUGGGUUCACCCUGCUGGAGCGCAGCCCUCGUCACGUGACCGUCAAGCUGCCCGGCGAAGCUCUGCUGAGGUUCGAGGUGCUGGACGUCCUGACCUUCGACCCCACGAGGAGGAGGAUGUCCAUCAUCGUGCGACAUCCGCGCACCAAUCAGAUCGUCAUGUACACUAAAGGAGCUGACUCGGCCGUCAUGGAGAGACUGGGGAGCGUGUUCUCAGACGUGACGCGAGCGGACAGCGAGGCGAAGCAGCUUGCUGUAAAAACUCAGAAGGACCUCGACAUGUACGCCAGGAACGGACUACGCACGCUCUGCUUCGCCAAGAAGGUCAUCGGCGAGCAGGAGUUCAGGGCCUGGUCGGCGCUCAGACGCGAGGCUCUGUCGGCGAUGGAGGAGAGAGAAGAGCGUCUGAUGGAGACCGCUGCCUUCCUCGAGAACGGCUUCACUCUGCUGGGGGCCACCGGCAUCGAGGACCGUCUCCAAGAGAGCGUCCCAGAAACCAUCAGGGCUCUGAGACGAGCUGGCAUGAAGGUAUGGGUGCUGACGGGGGACAAACCCGAGACGGCCGUCAACAUCGCCUACUCCUGCAAGCUUCUGGAGCACCAGGACCUGGUCUUCACCUUCAGCACCAGGAGAAAGUCCGUGUGUAAAGCCCGGCUGGAGGACACGCUAGGAGAGCUCCGGCGGAGCAGGCUGUCUCCAGGAGAGCCGGUGGAGCCCAGCGUCGGGCUGGUGAUCGACGGGCCCACUCUGAGCAUGGCCAUGUCGGACGAGCUGCUGGAGCCCUUCGUGGAGCUCUGCAAGUUCUGCCGGGCGGUGCUCUGCUGUCGAGUGACGCCGCUGCAGAAGAGCGCCGUGGUCGAGCUCGUCCGCCGCAAGCUCGGGGUCAUGACCCUCGCCGUCGGUGACGGCGCCAACGACGUGAACAUGAUCCGAGCCGCGGACGUCGGCGUUGGAGUUUCCGGACAAGAGGGCAUGCAGGCUGUCAUGGCCAGCGACUUCGCCAUCACACGCUUCAAACACCUGCAAAGACUGCUGCUGGUUCACGGACACUGGUGCUACUCCAGGCUGGCCAACAUGGUCGUCUAUUUCUUCUACAAGAACGUGGCGUACGUGAACCUGCUCUUCUGGUAUCAGUUCUUCUGCGGCUUCUCCGCCACAGCCAUGAUCGACUACUGGCUCAUGAUAUUCUUCAACCUGUUCUUCACCUCUGCUCCUCCCAUCAUGUUUGGGAUCAUGGACAAAGAGGUGUCAGACUCCACGUUACUGAGGCUGCCCGAGCUCUAUAAGAGAGGACAGCACUCAGAGGGCUACAGGCGCUCAACGUUUUGGAUGGCGAUUCUCGACGCUUUCUAUCAGAGCCUGGCGUGCUUCUUCAUUCCGUACUGGACGUACGGCGGUUCAGACGUCGGUAUAUUCGCGUUCGGCACCCCCAUGAACACGGCGUCUCUGUUCACCAUCAUCCUGCAUCUGGCCAUUGAGAUCAAGAGCUGGACGGCGGUGCAUUGGGUGAUCAUGAUCGGCAGCGUCCUGGUGUACUUCGUCGUGACUCUGGCCUACAGCGCCAUCUGCAUCAGCUGCAACCCUCCGUCCGACCCCUACUGGAUCAUGCAAAAACAAAUGGCCGACCCCGUGUUCUACCUCGUCUGCAUCCUAACAACGACGGUUGCUUUACUGCCAAGGUACACCUUCCACGUCCUGCGGGGCACGCUGAAGCCCUCCCUCCACCUCGACGCGCGGCGGCUCGAGCGGCUCGGCCCGUCCUAUCGGGAGCAGCGGAUCAGAGAGUGGCGUGGUCUCCGAGACACGUGCGUCCCUCCUUCUGUCAGAUCCCGGGAACACGGCUCCUCUCCCUGCCCCAGAGCGUGAAGCGCACGGCCCCGUCCUCACGCGCAGAGACAACAAUGCGAUGCACAAAAACCCCCAGCCGACCGAAAGCCACGCAUUCGCCGGCAUGCACGCGCGCGGGGCUCGAUUUAGGCCGGGCCGGGGGAAUAAUCUCUCUUGAACUGGCUUCCCCGCCGCAUCCCAGGUUUGCACAGCCCGCGCUCCAUCAAUACAUGCGUGUAAUUUCUCGCCGAUGUGAAUGUAAUCUGCUCGGCGGAUGCAGCUGAGCCUUUUCCCUUCUGUCAGACCACUUCCUGUUGUCACGCGGACCCCAUUUGUAUGCGCUUUGAGCCGCUCAUGUAAUAAUCGAGGUUUGCAGAUGUUACGUAAUAUCUCGCCCCCGACAGAAAUGCGAGCGAGUUAAGGAGGCCGGAUCUCCUUCUAUUUAUUAAUUCCUAUGAAUGCGUCGGCGCGUAACGCUUGCGCCGUUAUUUGAAUAUUUAAUUGCCCUUCUGACGUCCGGCUGACGUUCUUCACUCACGAUGCGGUCAGCGAUGACCUCACGCUCAGACGGAUCAUAGCAGCUCGCAUCCGCAUCCUUCCAGCAUGUGUGUAACACACACCGCAGCGUGGAAAAAAGGCUCUAUUUGCACAACCCAAGGCGCUUUUAUGUAACCGUGUCACGGGCUUCUUCUGGGACGCCUCUGCUAUCUAGUGGUGCUCUGACGAACUGCAAACACAGCCGUCCAUUUAGGGAGGAGAGGAGACACAAGAUGGUUGAAGUCUGAACGUCAGAGCAACAUAUGCUUUGGCGCUUUGUUGCAUCAAUGCAUUUACCAUGUUUUUAAUACGUUAGAUGCAUUGCGAGUGUUAAAUAUAUGUUAAAUGCAUCCCUGUGCGAUGCAAGUGAGAGUUUAUUAUUAUUUAAUAUGCGAAUGCGAUACAGCCCCCUAAUAUUUAAUAAAACACCUGUAUGCGAUUUGUAAAUGUAAUGCGUGUAAUUUUCAAGGCAAAGAAAACUCCUUUUAAAGCUUGGUUUUCUACGCCUUUUAUCAACGGUGAGAUUUAACCCGGAAAGCGGCAACUCUUAUCUUUUUUUGUUCCUGCGUAAUAUGGUUGAUGUCUACAAUAUGAAGAAACGUUUGACUUAGAAAUAAAAUGGCCUUUGAACGAUGAUAUUCGCGUAAUAAAAUGUAAUUAAUUA